This is a messenger RNA of Hemicordylus capensis (graceful crag lizard), 3153 nucleotides long. RefSeq names its product LHFPL tetraspan subfamily member 3 (gene LHFPL3). The coding region runs from base 405 to 1151 and encodes 248 amino acids. The record is from RefSeq and is a predicted model, not a curated record. The transcript is spliced from 4 exons. Gene Ontology annotation, biological process: sensory perception of sound. NCBI's taxonomy places the organism in Eukaryota, Metazoa, Chordata, Lepidosauria, Squamata, Cordylidae. Gene Ontology annotation, cellular component: plasma membrane.
UGAGAGGCGCCCCCCUUCCUGCUUCUCCCUUUUGCAGCCUAGGUGCGACUGCGCAGCAAAAGCCGCGAGCGAGCCGGACUAGCUAGCUAGCACAGCACAGCGCUGCGCUAGGGGGAGUGUUGAGUGCACUUGUCGCUCUCUCUCCCGCGGAUAGCAGCGGCGGCGCUUGGGCCAGUCCAUUCCCCGCUUCGUUCCUGGAGAAGCAAGCAGCCGCCUCCUCGCCGCGUGUCGCCCGACGCCCGCCUGCCUUGCGGGCUUUGGAGGAAAGCGCGCUGGUCCGCGGGGAGGAGGAGAUGCUGCCGCCGCCGUUCCCGUUGCUGCUGCUGAGCGUGUGAGGCUGGGCGGAGCGGGGCUGGCGCUUGCGGCACACGAGGCGAGUCCGAAGGGGGCUCUUCUUCGCGAGGAUGCCCGGAGCGGCGGUAACGGUGCCGGCGGCCGCCUCUGCCGGGGGCGCGGUGGCAAGCGCGGGGGUGGCGACGGCCGGGCCAGGGGGGAUGCUCCCGGCGCAGGAGGCGGCCAAGCUGUAUCACACCAACUACGUGCGGAACUCUCGGGCCAUCGGCGUGCUCUGGGCCAUCUUCACCAUCUGCUUUGCCAUCGUCAACGUGGUGUGCUUUUUCCAGCCGUACUGGAUCGGCGACGGCGUGGACACCCCGCAGGCGGGUUACUUCGGGCUCUUCCACUUCUGCACGGGCAGCGGCUUUUCCCGGGAUCUCAACUGCCAGGGCAGCUUCACGGACUUCUCCAGCCUCUCCUCGGGAGCCUUCAAAGCCGCCUCCUUCUUCAUCGGGCUCUCCAUGGUGCUCAUCAUCGCCUGCAUCGCCUGCUUCAUCCUCUUCUUCUUCUGCAACACCGCCACCGUCUACAAGAUCUGUGCCUGGAUGCAGCUGACCUCCGCUGCCUGCCUUGUCCUGGGCUGUAUGAUUUAUCCUGAUGGCUGGGAUGCAAAAGAGGUGAAACGGAUGUGUGGCGAAAAGACAGACAAGUACACUCUGGGGGCUUGUUCAAUCCGCUGGGCAUAUAUCUUGGCCAUUAUUGGGAUCCUAGAUGCCCUGAUCCUCUCAUUCCUGGCAUUUGUACUUGGCAAUAGACAAGACAGCUUGCUAGCAGAGGAACUCAAGCUGGAAAACAAAGACGAUGGAAAUGCUUAAAACAAGCAAAGGUAGAGGGAAACUGACUAAUUUCUGCUAAGCCAAUCCUCACUAGAAUGAGCACAAAACAAAACCGAGUAACAGCUUUUGUACAUCAACAUUAAACGAGAAGAAGCUUGGAAGGAAGCCUGUGAUGAAGAAUGUUGAUGAGUGUAAAAAUGUCUGAUUGCCGAGAACUGCCUUCUAAACAUAGACCAGCCAGACAUGCAAGAGGUCCUCUAGAGAGAGAUUCAAUCAUGGAUUUACCCACCAGCUCAUUAAAAACUGUCACUGAAUGUAGCAUUCAGGAGGCAUGCAUGAAAAGUCACAUAAGAGAAAUAAACUUAAAAGGGGUGUAGUUGUCGCUAGAUAAACAUAUUAAUGUACAUGCAUUAAGGAGGUUUGUAAACUUUUUUUUAAUUAUUUGACUGAAAAGCAGAGUGCUUAAGAUAAAACAUUUCAUAGAGCAGAGGAAGCUAACUCAGAGAAUUCUUAUUCCAGUAGCCAGGAAGCUGAUAGGACAUUGCCUUCAAUUCAGCAUCUUUACAAACAAGACUGGCUUAUUUUUGUGACAGAAGAAAUGGUGUAUCUUUGAGCCCACCAUUUCUGCAUCUAAUUUGUUCUUCAUGGUACAACUAGUUAGUCAGAAACACAACUCUUCUUGGUUUCCCUUGCUUUCAUGUCCUGUUUACUCUGUCUAUAGCAAAGGUACAUCUCAACAGCUGCUGUUUUUGACUAGAUUUCUCAUUCUACAAAGGUGCAUGGGCUGCAAGAUGGCGGCUCCCAAACUGGUACACAAAAUCUCACUGACGAGGAGGGAAAUACUUAAGAAAAACUGUGUGUAAUUGUGCCUAUCCUGUCCCUUUCCACAGUGUAUAGGAACCCAAAAUCUUCCUCAUGAAGCACUUCACUGUGCCUCAUAUUUGAGUCGGCCCUGAUUGGGAUGGGAUCAGGUUGUCGAUGUCCAAAUUUGAAGAGCUGGGGGAAUGUACUUGAUAUAACAUUUUGCAAAGUCUACACAACCUAAAACAUUUGGGAGCCACUGUUGUAAGAGCUACCAUUUUGGAAACUAUAACACUGUAAGUUCAUAAACAAUUGGGGGGGGUGCAUUUGAAAUGUAAUAAUAUAGAGCUGCUAUGAAGCAUAAGAUUCUUGUCAUAUGAAUAGUAAAUGAGGGUUCUUUACAAAUAGCAAUGAGGAAACUCCUGGCUAGAUUCUGGGGUCUAAUUAGGGGCAUAGCUAGGGAAGAAAGGGCCCAUGUUUGCCCCUCUCUCCGGCGGCCGCUCAGAGUGAGAAAGAUAAUGAAGAAAAUAGGGAGGGAGGGAUCUGGGAGGCCCUCAGGAGCUGGGGGACCCGGGUUCUUUGAACCCAUCCACUCAAUUAUAGCUACACCCCUGGGUCCAAUAGUUACUCCAAGCAGAACAAAGUAGAGAGCAAUUAGAGCUAACUCUGGACUGCUACAUAUUCUGUUGUCUCACGUGAGGCCAAAAGUAUAUACCUAAACUUAUUCUGACUUUGUCGCAACCUUUACUGUUCUUAAGGUUUCAAAUUGUACCAGUUCAUUCUUGAAAUCAGUUUGAAUGGGAAGACCAGAUAAGAGGUGUGAGAAGUAAUUCUGGAGAAAAUGAAUUUUGUAGUAGGUGGCUUUUAUGCUCAGUGAUGUAGAAUUAGCUUCAGCAGAUGCUAAAGCUCUCAUCUGUUUACUCCUCUGCUGCAUUAAGAAAACUUGGCUUAAAUGAUAAAUUACAGCUACAAGUAAAGUCCCUAAUAAUAACAACGCAGUGCACCAUACUUAUGCCACACAAUGUGUACUAAUUACUUAUACCAGAUAGAAACUGGUAACUGCUUACCACAGAUGGUAUUCAAUGCUUCUUAUUCUGUCCAACUUUUGUAUAUCACUGCAUCUAGCAUAAGAGAAGUUCUCUGUAAUAGGAAAGGAUUUUCUGCUAAACUAGGUUUUACAUUGUUACAUGUUUAAAGAUAUAUAUAUAUAUAUGUAUAAAGCAGUUUGUGUUUUAAAAUA